AUGGCUCCCUUGGAGCUGCAAAUUCGAAUUGGAGCUUCUGAGCCUUUUCCGAUUGAGAUCGAGGAGGACGAGACCGUCGAAGCUCUGGCAGUCUUGCUCAUCUCACUGAAGCCCGAGGUGGGAGAGGAGGACUUGCCAAGACUGGUCCACAAAGGCAAGGUCCUGAAGCACGAUGAGGUGCUCAAAGAACUUGGCAUUCACACUGGGGACAUCGUGGUCGCCGUACCUCCGGCAUCCCAGAAGGCAGCGGAGGCAUCACCGCCCCCAGCACCCGUCACGCCUGCACCUGCACCUGCGGCGGGUGGCAGUGCGGACGAGUCUAUGAUCACCCAGCUCUGCGGCAUGGGAUUCGAGCGGUCCAAGGUGCAGGAGGCCCUUGCCGCCGCCUUCAACAACCCGGACCGUGCAGUGGAGUACCUCUUCAAUGGCCGUGGUCCCGGUUGA
Messenger RNA from Symbiodinium natans, 444 nucleotides. The record is from the annotation of a GenBank genome assembly. NCBI's taxonomy places the organism in Eukaryota, Dinophyceae, Suessiales, Symbiodiniaceae.